UUUUUUAAAAUUCUCUGGACAGUGGACAUCGUUACCUACAUUUGAAAAAAAUAAUAAUGUGUUAACUUAUAAAAUUAAACCAUAAUUAAAUUUGUGAUUGAAAUUGUAAAGCUGGGUAAAUGUUUAAGUUAUAUGUUAUUAUUAUCAAUAAUAAUAAUUAACUGAAUUUUAAAAGUCUACGAUUUACAGCCCAUCAACUAAAAAGGUUGAAUACCCCUGGUCAAUUGACUAUUAUGUAGGAGGGUUUAUAAAUGUAUCCUUUAUCAUCAAGUUUUAUGAAGAAUAAAGACAUUCAAGAAAUGAACAUAAUUCCCAAAUCACAUAUUAUAAAUAAAAUUAUACAUAAUAUUAUUUUUAAAUCUAUUGAACAGUGGAAUUUGACAUUUGACAUGUAAGCAUUUUGUCUGAGUACAAUUUCAUAUUAUUAUUUUUUUUAUAUACAACCGUCUAUCAUUUUCUCAUUUCUCAUUAACACAGGAUGACAACGUUGAACACGCCAAACACGUGAGUAUGGUGCGUUAUGCAAUUCAAAUAUUGUUAGAGUUUACGGUGUGCACUGCAGUUUCAGAUGGUCCGAUUCAUGAUUAAAAUGUCAUAGUUGACUAUAAUAACACGUUCUGUCAGUCGACACUCGUCACUCAAGACUAAACGACUAAACGUGCAAUCUGUCCGGAUCGUUCACGAUGGCCGACGACAAUGACGGGAUUCCGCCCAAUGUUCUUGACAUACUCAAGACUGCGUCAGAAGAAAUUCUGGAAAAACAGGACGGAUUCUAUUUUACGGUGGAUAACGGACCCGAAGAAAACGUUAAUGAAACGUUUUCUUAUGAUGAAGCCGAGCUGGCUGAGUUUAUCAACUUCGAUAUGAUCGGAGAGGAAGGUGACAAUCUGGAGUCUUUUAACCAUCUCAUCACUGAUACAAACCACAUAGAUCUUACUGGUGAUCGCAAGGUGUUAAAAAUAUUACUGGAGCCGGGAAUCGGUCAAGUUGUACCAGAAAACUAUGUAGUUUUGAUACAUUAUAUUGCUUAUAUAUCUAACCUUCAAGAACCAUUUGAUGUGACAUAUCUUCAAGGCAGAAAACCUAAACGUUUUACGUUGGGUAAUGGUGAACUCUUACCGGGAUUAGAAAUCGGUAUAAAAACAAUGACUAUUGGUGAAAACGCAAGGUUUAUAGUAAAGCCAGAAUUGGCCUAUAGAGAACUUGGUUGCCCACCUCGCAUACCACCAAACGCAACUAUUCUGUUUGAUGUCCAUCUUGUUUCCUAUUUGUCACCUGAAAGUAUAUUAAACUUCGAUAGAGAAAAUCGUGAUCCUGAUGUAUUUAAUAAAAAUCUUGCACAAGUUAAAAAAUUGCAUCUUGAAGCUAAUGAACAAUUUAAACUUAAAAAUAUGGAUAAAGCUGUAUUUAAAUAUAAUCGGGCACUGGAACUACUGCAUAUAGCUGGAUGCAAAAAUGACAAUGAAGAAAUAGAAAUGAUGAAAUAUUUAAAUAAGCUUUAUACAAAUUUAAGUUUGUGCUACUUAAAACAAUGCGCUUUUAAUAAAGUAUGCCGUAUGGGCAUAGAAGCAUUGAAAUAUUCAGAAAGAUUUUCUAAACACUCAGCAAAAUUAUUUUUCAACUGGGGAAAAGCACUACGCCUUUUAAAAGAUUUUACAGAAGCGAAGAAAAAACUUCAAAUUGCAUUGAAACUUGAACCUCAAAAUGAAACGAUACAUGGUGAAAUUCAUAAAUUAGAAAAAGAUAAAGAAUUUCAUCGUAACGUUGAGUUAAUUACAUUUAAAGAAGACGACAAUACUGAUGAUAAUGAACGGAUGGCUCCGGAAUUUUGGGAAGUAUUCAAUACACAUUUAACUGAGUUUUAUACUGGUAAUGAUGAUGUAUUGACAGUUAUAUUGAACAAAAAUCCUGAUGACAUUGAGGUAGUCAAAAAUAAGGCAAGUGCUUAUGACCUCAAAGUUCACGUAAUUACAAAAGCUGGUGUUCAGACAAAUUGUAUUGCGAUCCAAAAAUAACUAAUAGUUAAAAUAAAACAAGUUAAUAUUAUUUGAUACAUUUUGUAUUCAUAUUUAAGUUGAUUUCUGAAUUUGUACAUUUAUUAUAUUUUAUUUAAAAAUUAAAUAAAUGAAUCUAAAUUCGGUUAAUUUUCAGUAAUUCAAGGCGGGUGUGCAAACUGAGUAUCAAUAAUAAAAACUUUUUACACAAAUGUAUCAGUUGUGUCAUUAUGCAUAAAAAGUAGUCAAAACUGUUAAUUGUGUAAUUUAUGUUAUCCAAGUAUAAUUUUUCAUGUAACUUGUUUGGGUGAAGAGAUUGUAACUUAUAAUUUUGACUAUGAAAAUUUUUGUAUACUAUCAUUUUUAAAAAAAAUAAACCAAAACAAAUCAAUCAACA
Molecule: messenger RNA, 2391 nt
Organism: Myzus persicae (green peach aphid)
Lineage: Eukaryota; Metazoa; Arthropoda; Insecta; Hemiptera; Aphididae
Product: inactive peptidyl-prolyl cis-trans isomerase FKBP6-like
Exons: 4
Coding region: 684-2015 (443 amino acids)
Molecular function (GO): protein binding; peptidyl-prolyl cis-trans isomerase activity
Source: RefSeq, a predicted model, not a curated record